Molecule: messenger RNA, 3179 nt
Organism: Zeugodacus cucurbitae (melon fly)
Lineage: Eukaryota; Metazoa; Arthropoda; Insecta; Diptera; Tephritidae
Gene: Ctr1A
Product: high affinity copper uptake protein 1
Exons: 6
Coding region: 654-1364 (236 amino acids)
Biological process (GO): copper ion transmembrane transport
Cellular component (GO): membrane
Molecular function (GO): copper ion transmembrane transporter activity
Source: RefSeq, a predicted model, not a curated record
GGUUGGUGGGCUGGUGGAGCUCAGCGCUGCAAAGUUGUCAAUCGGUCGAAGAACAUUCAAGUGAUUGGUUAUGUGCGUUUUCGAUUGUAGCUAAAAUUAAAAUAUUUGUUUUUAAAAGAUGUUAAAUAAGCGUAUCCACUUCCUCCACAUAAGUAAAUAAAGUAUAAAAGUUGCAAAGGGAUUUCAGUAAUUGGGUAAACAUUUACGCCAGCUGAGUGACAAAGUGUAUGAAUGUGUUGGGCAUUUUGGAGCCAAAAUCGUAGUUUUGCACAGUGAUGAUUGUAUGAAAAAUAACGCUAAAUUGUUAAUAAAAAAACAUUCAAUUAACGAAUGAUAAAUAUCAAUUGGUUUGAAUAAGUUAAUGAAUACAUUCCGAUAAAGUGCAUUCAACUGCGGCAAAAACCAACUGCGACCUAAUUAAAGCAACUGGACUGGAUCAGCUGGUACAGACAUAACCACUGCACAUUUGGUCUUCCAUCAUAUCACACAAGUGACGACAGUGCAGCAAAAGUGUCAGCCAUUUCAUCACCGCCUUCUUCCUAAAUGCCAAAGCAAGCGUUGGUGCGCGGAAAGCCCUCUUUUUAAUUAAUUCCGUUGAUUUUAGCUACAACAACUACAAUAAUAAUUGUUAACCUGCGCUCCGUAGUGGCACAAUGGAUCAUUCACAGCACAGUAUACACAAUCACGAACAUCAUGUUCUGGCCCUAGAUACUGCAACACCACUCGAUCAUGCCGCUACAUUAUUAUCCACCACCACUGUGAGCCCGCUGGAUGCGAUGGGUCAUGGCGGUCAUGUGGCCAUGAACGAUCAGCAUGCGAUGCAUCACAACCAUGAUCACGGUGCCAUGAAUAUGGAAGGAGCGAUGCAUCAUAUGAUGUCGAUGGCGUUCCACUUUGGCUACAAUGAGACUGUGCUCUUCUCCUGGUGGAAAUUUGACAGCAUCAUGGGCUUGAUUGGUUCGAUGAUCGCUAUAUUUGUAAUGGCUGUGCUUUACGAGGGCCUCAAGUACUACCGCGAGUACCUGUUCUGGAAGACCUACAAUUUGCUGGAAUACCGGCCGGUCACCGGACCGCAACGCAAUCCCGAGGAUCCGCAACGGAGUACGCCGUCGACGAGCGCCUCACCUGUGCAAUAUGUUGGCGAAGUCAUACACAAGCAACCUCCGACGAUGCUGUCGCUGAAUCACUUCUAUCAAACCGGUCUCCACAUCGUGCAGGUGACGCUCUCCUUCAUGCUGAUGCUGAUCUUCAUGACGUACAACGUUUGGCUCUGCAUUGCCGUGGUGCUGGGCGCCGCUGUGGGCUACUUCCUGUUCUGCUGGCGGAAGUCGGUGAUUGUCGAUGUAACGGAACACUGUCACUAGCAAUGUUUAAAAUGUGAAAGGCGCUUCGCUUGGAUGCGCUGCCUUUGGCCAAGGCAAAUUGGCAAUACUAAUUAUCAGCAUCAGCAGCAACAACAACAACAUCAACCGCAGCAGCAACAGCAAAAUCAACAUCAACAAACUAUCGCCACCACAUCAGCAACAACAACAACAACAGCAUACAGCGCCAGCAGCAGAUUGAGCAACUGCACACGCGCCAUCGACAGUCGCGACGGACAGAACAACGGCGACGGCUACGUUGGGCGUAGAAACGGUGGCGCAACCUGCAAGGCAACAGCCAACACGCUAAUGAACAACGCCGGCGGUAGUGUACGCUGUGCGCGCUACGUAAAGCGUUCCACAACCGAGCCCGGGCAGCGCGGCAUGCAAGUGACCAUGGCCAACCACAACCAAAAGGACUAUGAUAUCUACUACUACGAGCGUGAUGAGUACGAGGAUGAGACAGUAAUCAUCGAUACGAUUGCCGUGACGGCCACCACCACCACACAGCUCAUGGAGAGCGGUUGCGGCAGCGUUGGGGCUAACUGUCAGAAAUGUCGAAAUAUUAAAAUUCUACUAAGACUAAGUUUAAGAUAUUUUUAUGAUAUAAACUGUGAAAUUGUUAAGAACACCAUUUAAGGGAACAAACACACACAAAACCAUUAGCAACAACAACAACAACUGAAACAAAAUCACAAUAAUAAUGAUAGCUAGCAAGUGCGGGAAGACAAAAUGAGUAUAACGAGAAAAAAGUUAGCAAUAGCUAGUGUAUCUAGUAGUUUAUAGGCAAGUGAUAGCGCGCGCGCAGUCGUACGUCGGCGGGUGGAACUUAAGAAGCAUAAAGUGAAAUAUUUUUACACGAACUAGUUGUACGAUUGUUUAGGUGUAAUUAGAAAUUUGUAAAAUGCAAUUUUCGUGAGAUAAAUGCUCGUUUGCGGAUCGCCUGGUGCUAUGCAUACGUUGACCUUCGACUAAAUCGAGCAAACAAAUGUACUUUCGAUAAUUUACUACUUUUUCGUUUAUUAAAUAGCGAUUGUGUAUUUUUUUUUUGCUAAUAUUUACUAUUUUGAGUUUGAAGUUUCCUCAGCGGUACGAUGUUGUUGCCACUUAAUGGCGUUUCUAUACAAUAUUUCAAUAAUUUAUGCCUGCAAACACAAACAUACAUACUGCACACAUGUACAACAUAUACACACAUGUUACUAGCUUAUAGAUUUUUUAAUUUAUAUAUUUUGCCUUUUUUUAACACAUUAUUGUAGUAUUUAAUUAUAUUUUGUCGGAUUUUUUAAACAAAGUUUUACACGCAUGUAUUAGGUCGCAAAGUUUACCAAGCAAUUUGUUAUAGAAAGUGAGGCUGCAGCAUAUUCCUACAUAAAAUCCAGUAAUAAUAUUUAAUAUUGUACAUACAUACAUACAACUCUAUAAAAAUUGAAAUAAGAAGAAUUUGUUACAGUCGCGAGCGUAAAGUGCAGCAAAUGUUACUGUAUAUUGCAUGUUAAGUUUGGUUUAAGUAAAAAAAUUGUGCUAUAAAAUUUUACAACGCAUUUUAUGUAAGAAAAGAAACCUACUAAACAUAGUAUGCAUAUAUAUAUAUAUAUAUAUGUACGUAUUAUAAAGAUAUAUUGAAUGUGAAGCCAACACUAACUAACAUUGUAUUGUAAAAUUGUUUUUGAAUAUUGAGGCGAAUGUUAAUCCUACUGCAAGCAUACAUACAUACAUAUACUCACCUAUAUACAUACAUACAAAAAUUCAUAUGCGUAAAUUUUUCAAACUUACUGUGUAUACUUCAAAUAAAGCCCAAAAUAUCCUUUAAGCCCAAAA